This is a messenger RNA of Caenorhabditis elegans, 1029 nucleotides long. It is a transcript of the gene sri-31, whose product is annotated as Serpentine Receptor, class I. The record is from RefSeq and is marked reviewed. The coding region runs from base 1 to 975 and encodes 324 amino acids. The transcript is spliced from 6 exons. NCBI's taxonomy places the organism in Eukaryota, Metazoa, Nematoda, Chromadorea, Rhabditida, Rhabditidae.
AUGUCUGAGGUCGUUGACUUUGAAGUUCCGUGGCAUUUGAUCUACCACUACUACAUCUCUGGUACAAUCGCCAUUUGUCUCAAUUUACUAGUCAUCUAUCUAAUUCUAUUCCACAGUGGGAAGCUUGAUAACUUCAGAUUUUACUUGUUGGCUUUUCAAAUCUGGUGUACCGCUUCCGAUGUGAACAUUGCGUUUCUAUUCCAGCCAAUCUUUCUGUUCCAAAUUUUAGCUGGAUACGGCCAUGGAUGGUUUUACGACUGGUUUGAUUUUACCUCGUUCACGUGUUUUGCAAUCUUCACAUUACUGCUCAGUGGCCAAAUCGAAGUGCUCACGAUCUGCUUCUUCCGUAAACAUCACGCAAUUAUGAAGCUGAGACCCACCACUGAUAAAGUACCCUAUCCAAUUAUCUAUGUACUUUGCAUGUGCUACUCCAUAGUCAUCACGUUGUCAUGCUACUCUAUCCGAAUAAGCAAGGAGGAACAAUGGCAGUUGAUCCAAUUGAACUAUCCAUCUAUGGUGCCGCAGUUUCAAAGGCUUCGAGAAUUUUCGAUAGUCCGUAUGACUUAUGAAUUGAUUACUCUUUUAGUGCUUAAUGCAGUUGGAACGUUUAAGACGACGCUUGUGAUAUCUGUGUUAGUAUUUCGAAUGUAUAACGUGUUAUUUUUGAUGCAAAGUCAAUUGUCAAGAACUACAUUGGCUAAGCAUAAGAUUGCGUUAAAAUGUUUGGUUUUGCAGUUCAUGACAACACCUAUAUCCUUCCUCCCGGCGUUCGUGCUUCUUCUGAACGUGGCAUUCCCAACACCAUACUCACAAGAAAUAUCUAACUUUUCACUGAUGGUUGCUACCACGCACUCCACAGCAAACUGUUUGGUAGUGAUGACAACAUACCCAGAGUUCAGGAAAACUGUGAUGUUCUGGAAGAAAUCGAGGGGUUCGCGUGUAAGCAUCUCAUCUCUGCGUCCCAGUAAUUUAUAAUUGCAUGAGGGGAAAAUAAUUGAGGAAGUACUUAAUGAAUUUGUUCGAACUCAA